Megalobrama amblycephala (Wuchang bream) is the source of this 5521-nucleotide messenger RNA. It is a transcript of the gene tgfbr3, whose product is annotated as transforming growth factor, beta receptor III. Bases 328 to 2871 code for a protein of 847 amino acids. NCBI's taxonomy places the organism in Eukaryota, Metazoa, Chordata, Actinopteri, Cypriniformes, Xenocyprididae. The record is from RefSeq and is a predicted model, not a curated record. The transcript has 16 exons.
GAAUCGCAGCCUCCUCCUACUGGCCCCUCCCACUGAAACACAUACACAGACACGCAGAAAGCGGGAGACGUAUUUAAAACUUUUUGAGAUCUGUCACAGACUUUGUCAUCCCGAAAAUCGUGGCGUUUGUCGCACGAUUAAUUACUAUACUGACAGAAGAUUUCGCGAGGCUCCUUUCAGCCGAAGGAAACGUUACCGUGAACUCCCUACGAAAGUUUUCCUCAGCAUUACUGAAGAUUCGCUGAGUGUGUGGGGACCAUUCAAGAAGACACCCCGCUGCUUCUGUUUCUGCCACGUCUGGCUUCAGGAAAGCGUUCUCUUCCAGCCAUGUGGCUAACGGCACACAUACACCCUUCCACCAUCCUGUUUUUGACCCUCAGCUGCUUGGCCUCUGCAGGUCCAUUGUCUCGGAGCCCUUGUGAACUUUUGCCAGUUGGGGUGGGUCACCCGGUUCAGGCCAUGUUAAAGAGUUUUACUGCCCUAUCAGGCUGCGCUAGCCGAGGAACCACCAGUCUUCCUCAGGAGGUGCAUAUCAUCAACCUACGAAAAGGCAAUGCACAAGGAGCCAGAGAGAAACCAGCAGAGGUGGCGUUACAUCUGCGGCCCAUCCAGUCCCUGCAAAUGCACCAGAAACCACUGGUCUUUGUCCUGAACUCCCCUCAGCCAGUCCUCUGGAAGCUUCGGACAGAGAAACUGGUCUCAGGAGUCAAACGCAUCUUCCAUGUUGCAGAGGGAUCUGAAGUGCAUUUUGAGGCAGGAAAUUUCUCUGAGUCGUGUGAGGUGAAGUUGGAAAAUCUUCCUCAUGGCAAUGAGCACCUGCUUUCCUGGGCCCAUCAUCGUUAUCGUGCUGUUACCUCUUUCAGCGAACUCAAGAUGGCCCACGACAUCUACAUCAAGGUUGGAGAGGACCCCGUCUUCUCUGAGACCUGUAAGAUUGAUAACAAGUUCCUCUCCCUGAACUACCUGGCCAGCUACAUCCAGCCCCAGCCAUCCACAGGGUGUGUUCUCUCAGGUCCUGAUCAUGAGCAGGAGGUCCACAUCAUUGAUCUCCAGGCACCAAACUCCAGCAGUGCAUUCCAAGUGGAUGUGAUCGUGGAUUUAAGGCCGCUGGAUGGUGACACCCCACUCCAUCGUGACAUUGUGUUGAUUCUGAAGUGUGAAAAGCCAGUGAAUUGGGUGAUCAAAGCCCACAGCAUCAUCGGCAAACUGGACAUUGUGACGUCAGAUACUGUCGGCCUGAAUGAUGACACAGAAAGACUGAUGCAGGUGUCCAAGACGGUCAAACAGAAGCUGCCCGCAGGAUCUCAGGCUCUGAUCCAGUGGGCAGAGGAAAAUGGAUUUAAACCCGUCACUUCCUACACCAGCACCCCUGUCGCCAACCACUUCAAACUGCGCCUCAGAGAACAAGACCUAGGGAUCAUGGAUGAGGGAAUAUUCCCACCAGAGCUGUCCAUUCUCCGCAAUACCAACCCACUUCCAAAGCCAAGCGCCCGGGAUUCCCCUGCACCGAAUGGGUUCCCAUUCCCCUUUCUGCCAUCCAUGGAGCAGGGCCUGUCAUUUCCACCUCUGAUGCCAUCUCUCGAGGAACGAGUCAACCCGGCUGGGGGUCCAGAGGAGCAGCAGGGAUCUCAGAAUGUAGGAUUCAGUGUGCAGUGUGAGAAGAACAAAAUGGUGGUCAGCAUUGACAAGGAAACUCUACAGGCCAAUGGGUUUGGAAAACCCAAUAUCACUCUUCAGGACUCCCAAUGCAAAGCAACCUCCAAUACCACCCACUAUAUACUGGAGACGCCCCUGUCUGGCUGCCAAACCACCAAAUUCCCCUCCCACCCCAGCCCAGUGGUCCUCUAUAUCAAUUCAAUUGUUAUUAGCCAAUCGGAACAGAAGGAUGGAAGCGGCUGGCCCGUUGAUGAUGAAGAUCUGGAGUCAGGAGAUGUCGUAUCACCAGGAGAUCCGGAGGUGACAGAAAGAAUUUUUCCAGAAAGCAGACAUCGUGCGAAUAUCUUGUUCAACUGCACAUACCGUAAGAACCAGGACACUCCACUUGACAGUGAUAUUGGAUCUGAUGAUUUCCUUGUAGACUCUCUAGACAAUGUUACCUUCAACAUGGAGCUGUAUAACAAUCCCUUCCACUACCCCAUCACUCAGUCAUUCCUUACCAUCACUGAGAACAGGCCCAUCUAUGUGGAGAUUUCAGCCACAAAAGCCGACCCUAACCUUGGGUUCAUGAUCCAGACCUGCUUCAUAUCUCCAGACUCCAAUCCUCUCAUGCCGUCGGACUACGUUGUCAUAGAGAACAUAUGUCCCAAGGAUGACUCUGUUCUCUAUUACCCUCAGCGAAGUGAUUUCCCCAUCCCUCACGCCCAGAUGGACAAAAAACGCUUCAGUUUCACCUACAGAUCAAAGUUCAACGUAUCAUUGCUCUUCCUGCACUGUGAGAUGUCCCUCUGCUCCAGAAGAAAUGACAAGGAGAUGAACCUGCCAGAGUGUAUGUUACCGGAUGAAGCGUGCACUUCCCUCAGUGUGGACAACAUCCUACUCAUGAUGAUGAAUACCAAGACCUUCACCAAGCCAAUGGUGGUCAUCUCCGACAACACACCUGUCACUGUUAAGGUCCCUGAGGACAUAUUUCCAAAACAUCAAGCAGGCAUCAUAUAUAUGUUGGACACCCCGACUGUAGUGGGCAUCGCUUUUGCUGCCUUUGUGAUCGGAGCCCUUCUGACUGGAGCUCUAUGGUUCAUCUACUCACAUACAGGUGGCACAGGAGCGAGGCAGCAGGUGCCAAAAUCCCAGCCGGUGUCUGAGAACAGCAGUGCGGCUCACAGUAUCGGCAGCACACAGAGCACGCCGUGUUCAAGCAGCAGUAAUGCAUAGAGCAGCUGGACAGACUGCUGCUUCCAUUGGUGUUAUGCUUUGGAGAAGAAUGGAAGAAUAUGUGAUUUAGUAGCACAUCUUGAAAACACCAGGCCUUAUUAUUUUCAUUAUUUGAACUGAAAUGUUUAGGCUGAAUAUACAACUGGAUGAAACAAGCUACGUUUAGAGGUGAGGGAAAUAACAAAAUCAAGAUCCCAGACAGUUUUUAAAUGUUGCUUUUUUUUUAACCCCACAAGAGAGUGUUGUUUUUGCCUUAUAUGGUUGAGAUCAACGUGAAAAUAACAAAGGCUGUUUACACCAGCCAUUAUGGCAUGAAGGCGGUCAGAGGAACAGUUAGUACUCAGUGAGGUUUCGCAAGGGUUCUGUCUGCACCUAAACAAAGAUUAGUGCUUUGCCCAAUCAAGCAUACAUAUAUAAGAAAUUUGACAAGAGAAAUUACUUUUACAUUUCUUAGUCCUGAUAAAUGAUUUUAAUGGUCAGUUUGUCCAUGUCUGACUUUUAAUACCCAGAUGCCAAUCAUUGAAUUCUACAUUAUAGUGUAUAGUGUUCUUGAAGACCAGCCGUCUUCUUGAUUCAGACGCCGAGAGUGAAUGGUGUAAAAAGCCUUUAUCAGAGGACAGUUUUUGGCAUAUUGUAAAAUAAUGUAUAUUCUGUUAAUAUUGUAUGGAAUGCAUAGAAAUUUAAAGUGGAAAUAACUCCAUAAAAAGCUAAAUCAAAUAUUUAUCAAACGUUUUAUACACCAUUUAGAAGAUAAUUUUAAAAUUAAACAAUUAAUCAUAAAGCCUAAUAUAAAAGAAUUUACAUAUAUACAUGCAUAAGCUCUUUUCCAGAAUUAGCCUUUUAAAGAUAGUUGCAAAAUAAUAAAAAGAAAAUUCUAACUUAAAAUAUGAUGUUCAGUUAAUUCCCUCCCAAAUUUUGAUGUUCGAUAGCCACUGUUAGUCUCUGUACAGAUAAUUACAGAUAAUAAGCAUUUUAUGAGUCCAAAAUGGACUUCUAUAUUUUAUAGAAUGUUAUUUUUAAAUGCUGGGCAUUAUUAUUCAACAUGAGUAUAAAAGGUAAUGAUUUCAAGAAACAGCAGACUGUUAUAUUUUGUCCUUAAAUUACUAAAUCAAAAUGAGUAUUUGUUGAGAAUGAUUUAAACAGUCUCCAUGUGCCUAGUCACAAAAGAUGUACAUAAUCUGAUUUCAAAGAAUGGGCGUAUACGUUCAGGUACUAACCUACCACUAAAGUCAACACAAAAUCAACAUUUCUCAACAAAAUCAUUACUUUAUUUCUGCUGUGUAUGUGAAGUUAACAUUUUGGGAUUUUUUUUUUUUUAAACAAAGCCAGAGUAAUCCCACCGUCUAAACUUUACAUGAAUGUUAUUACAUUAUAUGUGCCUUAACUUUGAGUAUAUGAUAAUUUCAGAGAUAAAAUGAGGCAAGAAGGGAAGUGGUGUUUGCUUUGCUUUAAGCACAGUAUAUACCCUCUGAUGUGAAAAUCUGCCAAAUCUGUGCAUGUGGUUGUUUUUAAUAUCUAAUGUUGCUUUUUUGUUUGUGUUGCUUGCUACAGACUGUACCUAUAGAAUGUACUUUAUUUCAUUGUAAACGUGUAUAAAUGUCUCCUGUAAGAGGAAAGAGAGUAAGAAUUUUAACAUUUAUUUGUGUAUAAAGUUAUAUUUUUCCAGAGAUAUAUAUAUAUAUACAUAGAGCCACCCUAUAAUUCUAUCUACAUACUGUGAAUUUUUGUGGGCAUAUUUCUAUAAAAUGUUGCGUGUUUUCUCUAAAUCUAAACAUAGUCCAUAAUGCUGAAGUGAGCUGCAUUCACUUAUAUGUUCCUGACAUAAUCAUAUAAAAUAAGAUUUUAUUAUAGAUAUAUUUUUUACAAGUAUCUUUUAUAUGAGAACACUAUAUUAUUUGGAAUACAAAAUAUAUUUUGAUGAUGCAAAUUUUUUUAUCUCUCUUUUAAGCUCUUCACCAUUUAAGUGUCUGCGUGUGUUUGGUCACACUAUAGCUCUAUGUAUCCAUGUAUGUGGGUUUAAAUGAAUGAUUAUAUGCAUAGUCCUUGUAUUGUGUCUUUUGGGAAUGUUUAAAACAAUGCUGUCAUGUCAAACAGAGUUUGAAUCUCUUAUAGGUGUAAUCAAGAGUCAUGUAAUGGCUGUAGAGGUAACAGAGGCCUUGUUGGUUUUAUAAAAAAGGUCUUUCUCUCAUUCCAGUAAACACUAUUGUAUUGUAAGUUCACACUGCUGUGUUUGACACAGUGGUUUUCCUGUACGUUGAAUGGUGAAAUGAUUGUGCUGUCUUUCUGUUUAUCUACCUCAGUGUGUCUAUGUGUGUAUAAGGUUUCACUGUCUUGACAUCAAGAAUAUGUUACUGUACAUAUUGUGUGGAUCUUGAUGUUACAUAAAAUAUAUCACAUCAAAUGUUUUAUCUUCCAGUUCUCUCCAUAUCAGUCACCAGGCUUUCCAACAAAAGAGGAAAGUCUGAAAGAUGUAAAUGUGAACAUUUUCAGGCUGUCUUGCUCUGAAACUACACACUAUUUGUGAAUAGUUUGUUUUUGUUUUUUUCUCCAAUGGUAUGUGAAACCUUGUAGUGUUUGUAAAUACAAUGUGCUGUAAAUAUGCAUGCUAUAUGUAUGCUCUGUAUAUACCAAAUAAAUUCUUGUAAUCUUU